This is a messenger RNA of Raphanus sativus (radish), 914 nucleotides long. RefSeq lists its product as uncharacterized. Bases 62 to 709 code for a protein of 215 amino acids. Lineage: Eukaryota; Viridiplantae; Streptophyta; Magnoliopsida; Brassicales; Brassicaceae. The transcript is spliced from 4 exons. The record is from RefSeq and is a predicted model, not a curated record.
UGAGAUUGGUUUCUCUUUUCUCUCUGUCGUGUUUGAGAAGUUGAAAGAGAGUCUAGGAGAGAUGAGUGCCGAAGAUUUUCAGAAGAAGGUUUCAAUCAGUGAUCCCAUCGACGGGAAAAUGGAAAUCGAAUGUGUUGGGUCUAGUAGCUCCACGGGGGUAGCCUCUCGAACCCUGGUUUUGCUUCGGAGAUUGCUUGAGAUUCAGGAGCGUCGAGCCCAGGCCUACGCCAAACUCAAAAGAGGAUUCUCAGAGUAUGUGGAGACUAGUGGUGAAGCACUUUAUCAGAAGCUGUGCAGCGAGAUUACUGCUGAGUUCAACGAAUGCUCCAAACAAGUGCGCGAAAUGGAAACUCUGUUUCUGAAUCCAGAAGUUGGAAGAUCGGAUCUUGCUCAACUGCUCAGCGACAUUCAAACUCAGGAGAAGCAGAAACUGCAUCUGACGGUCACAAUACAGGUACUGAAGAAGGCAGGGAGGCCGUCAGAACGGAUGCUCACACAUGAGAACUGCAAGUUCAAGAAACCGAUGCAGCACGAGUGUGUUCAUCUUCAUGAGAUCACUGAAGCUGCAGGAACAGAGGAAGCAGAAGCGGAUGCUGAGUUCGACAACGCUUUAAAGGAAGCUAUUAGAGGAGUGCAAGACGCUGUGACUUGCAUCAAUGAGUAUUUGGAAGACAUUAGGUACGAGAUUGCAGCCCUUGAAGCCGAUUAACUGUGUCCCAAUCUCUUCACUUAUUUACCAUUCGACAGUCAACUUGAUGUUUUUAGAAGGAUGUGCAAAUGGGAUUUGUUAUUCUCAAAGUUAUCUUUUAGAUUGUCAGGCUUGAAGCUCUGUCUGGCGGAUAUAAAUACAGAAUAGCAAAUUCAAAACUUACAAAAAAAAGCACACUAUUUUGAAGUGAAACAAUGUUUUGAUC